Daktulosphaira vitifoliae (grape phylloxera) is the source of this 782-nucleotide messenger RNA. RefSeq lists its product as uncharacterized. The coding region runs from base 140 to 589 and encodes 149 amino acids. The record is from RefSeq and is a predicted model, not a curated record. The transcript has 4 exons. Lineage: Eukaryota; Metazoa; Arthropoda; Insecta; Hemiptera; Phylloxeridae.
CAUAUCUAUCUGCAUGAUUUAAGGAUAAAUUUAAUAAAUAAUUUUUUUAAUUUUGUUUCAGUGUAUCAUAAGAUACAUACAAACACAUAAUCUGCUUGAUUUAGUAAAAACCAACCAUCACGCAGCAACGAUAGUUAGAAUGAUCAUGGCAGUACCUCAUUUUCCUCUAAAACCAAUUAAUGACCUUCCCGAGUCUUUUCAGAAAACUGGUGGGUUGGCACUAAUAAUAACUCUGGCAGUAGCAGUGAACCUCUUUUUUGAUCUCAAGGUCUUAUUGCAUUAUAUCCAAAAUUAUUGGAUAGACACAAUUGGACCUCAAGGGUUUUCAGUUUAUGGCUUCAGUAUACAAACAAAUAAUUACUUGGAGAGUUUCCACAGUACUCUUCAAACAAUGUUCGGGCGUCAUUCACCAAUGUGGCCGUUUUAUGAAAAGUUACGUUGUUUUGAGAGGAAGGUCAGCAGGGAAUUUUACAAACCAUUAACAGCCAACAAAACCACACUAACCAGCAGAGAUAGGAAUAAUGCUCUCAUUGACAUUGCUAUACAGCAGAUAGUUUUGGGUCGUUAUGACGUGUUUGCCUUUUUGUGAUUUGACAUUGACGUUGUACAGCAUAGUUGUCAUAGAUGGGUAUACAUCAUAUAUUAGAUAAAGAAGAUUAUUAAUAGACUGUACUGUCCUAAUAAUGUAUGUAUAACUCAUAAAACAUUCAUUGGUAAAAUAUACAAAAUAUAUUGCUAUGCAAUAAUACAAAAUCGUAUUUUAAUAUAAACUUAGUGUGGAC